Mytilus californianus (California mussel) is the source of this 970-nucleotide messenger RNA. RefSeq lists its product as uncharacterized. Bases 62 to 970 code for a protein of 302 amino acids. Lineage: Eukaryota; Metazoa; Mollusca; Bivalvia; Mytilida; Mytilidae. The record is from RefSeq and is a predicted model, not a curated record. The transcript is spliced from 2 exons.
CUCAAGGUUGCACAUAUACAGGUAUGCAAAUGAAGGACACAAUGUUCUAAAUGCAGGAGACAUGAAAAAAGCCCUUGAAAGCUAUGGAGGUGUUAAAGGAACAAAUGUUUGUGUUGUUUCUAUUGACCAGGCAUCUGAGCCUAAGAUUAAAAGUAAAAUUCCUGGGAUUAGUGUAUUGAACAAUUUUGCUUUCACUGAAAUUGGAAUUGUUGCAAGAAAGGCCUAUCAAGUUGGUUCUGGACAGCUUAUACAAACAUCAGGAAUAUCUGACCAAAACCUUUCUACAGAAAGGGUGUUUAAUCUGGAGGUCCAUGAACCUUUUACAGGUAUUCAAACAGCCGGGAAGGUUUCAUAUCCCAAAACAGCACAACACACAGCAAAUGAACCAUCAGCUAUUCCAGAAGAUGAAACCACCUAUGCAUCUGACAAUCAAAAUGUAAACUUUUUCUGUUGUCCUGAUAUAUCCUGUAACAAAACUUUUGCUAGAGCAACAAAUCUGGAAAAGCAUAUUCUUGUCGGAAAUCAUUCAUAUAGAACAAACAAAUCUGGAUUAGAUACUGCAGUUGAAGUAUAUGCUUCUAUUUCUGAAUCUGUUCAGGAUACACAAAUAAAUUUGAUUCAAACCGUGAGUGCAGCUACGCAGUCAAAUGCAACUAGUAAUAUGAUAAAUAAGGGAUGGGCUCUAAAAGGCAAAAGAACAAAUAUUCGGUUUUCACCAAAAGUUAAAUCCUAUUUAAAUGAGAUAUGUUUUAAUUGUGAGAAAACUGGGAAACGGCCAAAUUAUUUUGCUCUGUCAGAUGAACUCAGAAAAUCAUGUGAUGAAAACGGAGAAAGAUUGUUCAAGAUGGAGGAAUGGCUGAAUCCUACGCAAAUUAAAGGCUACUUUGCAACACUAGUGACUAAACUAAAAUCAGGAACUAUAAGUUCUAAUUCUAUAACUGAUAAUAGUGCUGUUGUUCAGUCCAUUUAA